CAGUUUACAUAGCGGACCUAGAAGUCGCGUUGCAGCUACUGUACGCAUAUUUUUUCUGGUAACGUCUUUCUCAACGUUGCUGUCAAAAUUCAAAAUCUUUCCAAUCAUUUCAACCGAAUUCUCGCAACCACCCGAACACUUCCAUCCACUAUCUAAACCUGGAUACAUACUUAGGUGCAUUAACUAAGGCGCUUUCGUUUGCCUUAGUAUCUUGUGCAUCCGUUUAGAUCAUUGUUUGAUUAAUUCUCCGUAAUCACAUUCAUUAAACAACGAACGGAUCGACCGAAGGACGAGGACAAUGAGGCCAUUGAUCCUGCAUAAUGUUCCGGACGAGGAACUCUACACCGGCGACGACGGUGUCCAGCGGCCUUAUGCCAUGGUAUGGCCCGAUGGCGAUCGCCAGCGAAACCUCCCACGUACGCGCGCACGAGAGGUGACAGAAUCGGGUUCUUUCGGCAAAUCGACUAGGAGAUCAAGGUCGCGGACAGGCAGCGCGCCUCCAAAACGCGAAGAUGCUACUAUGCAAAGUGCCGACAAAGUCUUCACCAGUUACUUCAAGAAACAAGCUACCGCUACGACUGCGACGACGACAAAUACAACCACCUCUUCCGCACAGCGAAAGUCUGGUUUCAUCGGCCAGGCUACUUCGCAGGCGCAAGAAGAUUCUGCUUCCACUGCGCCGGUAUCAACUUAUCGAAAGGAACCUACUGAAGUCAUCUUAAGAGGCUACUCAUCAACGUCGCAACAAUAUGCAGCCAUCAACCACUACGAACAACUAGCAGGGAGGAUCUGUGAAGACUACUCUAGAGAGCCUCCGAUAGAAUCGCGGCGAUACAAGUCAGAUCUACGAGAUCCCGCCUUAACAAGGCGACAACCAUUAACAAACCUUGAGCGAUCUAAGGUUAGCAGAGUUGCUGGUGGAGAGCACUGGGUGAAAAUCACAUUUGAGUCGGCAGAGGCUGCAGAGACUGCGUUAUAUGCCUCUCCACAGAAGAUAUUCGGCUACCUGGUCUACGCUGAACCAUAUCACGGCUUGCCCCCUAAGGAGGACGCAGCCGUAUUGGACGCAGUGGGCGACAGUGGUAUGAUCGAUCCGUUUAGAUCGAGAGGUGUGCCGAGACGGUCAUCGCAACAUCGCGUAGAGAAGGCCGCAGGAUUCCCUAAACCUGCUCCGGCUCCGGCACUGGAACGCACUAUGAAGCAACACGAGUCCCCUACAGGAUCGCAAAGUUCGACCCAGACGUUGGAUACGGCCACCGCAUCUACAGUGACUGUAACGGGAGCGGCUCUAGAACAUACCCAGAACCCGGAGCAGCAAGACGGCACCUUUUGCCGACGGAUCCCCGAGGCUCGGCGAGUUAAGCUCUUGCCGGCCGAGCAGGCCCUUGCUCCUCAACCCACUUUUCAGCAGUGGCUGCUUGCUUGGAUCCCGUUGAUAGGAUGGUUCGGUGGUUCUAUGAUCGGUAACGAAGUGCCACGAAACGAGGUCGGGGAAUUCGACUUCAACAGAGCCAGCCUGUACUGGAAGUUGAUGUUCUACCUCGACCUAUGGUUCAGCCUCUUCGGCCGCGAGCUCGUAAGUGGCGAUAAGGACGACUAGGGUACCUUGCCCACAACGUCGGCUCCGACUUAGGCUUUGUAUAUGACGUUAUAAGGGGAUGGUAACGAGAAGGCGAGGCAGUCUCGCAAUUAUGCAUUCUGGAGUUGAGGGAUACGGCAAAAGACAACAGUUAAUGAAAUGCGAAUGCGUACCCAAGGGCUUGUUGGUUCAAGAUAAUAAAGUAUAGGGGGUGAUGCUAUACUUGGUGUUACGAUUACUAUAGGCAAACUGGGCGUGCAACGGGAGCUUAGGCAAUUACCUAAGCUCUUGCGUAAUAUGCGUGCCAUAAUCGAUUAAUAAGUCUACUUUAUGAUGGUUGUAUAUAAAA
Molecule: messenger RNA, 1928 nt
Organism: Annulohypoxylon maeteangense
Lineage: Eukaryota; Fungi; Ascomycota; Sordariomycetes; Xylariales; Hypoxylaceae
Exons: 2
Coding region: 299-1600 (433 amino acids)
Source: RefSeq, a predicted model, not a curated record